AUGUUAGAUUCAAAAGAAGAUCGGUUGGCUAAAAAGAGAUUGUCUGAACGACGUCGGAAAGCUCGCAUUAAGAGUGAUACAGAGCUUUACGCAGUGCACAAAGAGAAAGAUAGACAACGGUAUUAUAAAAGGAAGAAUGAAGGAAAGAUAAAGUCUGUAAGUGAAUUAGAUCCUCGUCAACAACGAAUUUUUAGAGAGAGAAGUAGAAUAUCUUCCAACAAACACAAUUUGAAAAGAAGGCGUAAAGAAAUGAGGUGUCUUGAAGAGGAUUUAAUAAUCGUACCAGAAGUAACCGACAAAACUGACGAUCCUUUGGUGACUUCACAAUCACAAACAAUACGAUCAGAAUUGCUUCAAACUGAAGCAAGUUCCUAUGUUGAUUUGCUACCAUCAAGUUCAUCCGUCAUUUCAUUUGCUUUAACUCAGCGUAUUAAGGCUUAUCGAGGCUCGUCAGCACCAUUGAGUCCGUCUAGUGACGUAAAUAAAAUUUCAAAGCCAUGUACAAGAUCAUCAGUUCGUGUGAUUGAAAAGGAGUUUCCUCCAACUCCAAAAGCUAACAAGAAACUGAAUACCAAAGUUAUCACACGUAGACUUAAAUACAGCAUGAACAAAAUAUAUCAGUUAGAGAAAGAGAAGAUUAAUCAAUUGAAGACUGUCAACGAACGACAGCGAAAACAGAUAUAUAGACUAAAAUACCAAAGUGCUAAAUUAAGAGAAUAUGAACAUAUAAGUAAAAAUAAUACUGAAGAUAUUAAACAAAGUGAAUCAGACACUAUAAAAGAAUUAAAAAUAAUGUGGAAGAGGACAUCAAAACUUUUCUUGAAGAAGAUGAAAACAGUCGUAUGUGUUCUGGGAAGAAAGAGUUACCCAGAAAAAGAAUAA
Messenger RNA from Parnassius apollo (apollo), 882 nucleotides. NCBI's taxonomy places the organism in Eukaryota, Metazoa, Arthropoda, Insecta, Lepidoptera, Papilionidae. The record is from the annotation of a GenBank genome assembly.